GGAGGCGGUAGAUAGCAUCCCCUCCAGGGAGCAACGUCCAAGAACAUAUUGUGUGGCUGCGUGCACCGAGUAAAACUCAACACCCCGACCUAAAAAAGGGUGUGGAACCGGAGGGGCGGUCCCGCCUCGGGGCAUGACGUCACACCCUGCGCCACCGCGCAAAGAAGGCCCGGGAGCGACGUCUGCUGGAAGGGGGGGGGGUUGGCCCGGUUUCCUGGCGACGCGGCGCUGCAGGCGGUUACCCUCUUUCUCUUCCCGACGCGUGAGUUAGGCCGUCAUGCCUUGGCUGCUCUCAGCCCCCAAGCUGGUUCUCGCUGUAGCAAACAUCCGCGGUCUCUCAGGAUGUAUGUUGUGUUCACAGCGAAGGUACUCCCUUCAUCCUGUCCCAGAAAGGAGGAUUCCAAACCGAUACUUAGGCCAGCCCAGCCCCUUUACACACCCACACCUCCUCAGACCAGACUCGAAUUCCUGCUGGGAAGUCGACUGAAACUAAGGAAAUGCAGCUCACCACUGAAACCCACAAGAAAUCAGUUUUUCAAAGCUGUAAGGGGAGGUAACUCCAGGACUAUCCCAGGUGGAAUAUGCACUUCGCAGACACAAACUAAUGUCUCUGAUCCAGAAGGAAGCUCAAGGGCACAGCGGGACAGACCAGACGGUGGUAGUGCUCUCCAACCCUACGUACUACAUGAGCAACGAUAUUCCCUAUACUUUCCACCAGGACAACAAUUUCCUGUACCUGUGUGGAUUCCAAGAGCCUGAUAGCAUUCUUGUCCUUCAAAGCUUCCCUGGCAAACAGUUACCAUCCCACAAAGCCAUACUUUUUGUGCCUCGGCGAGAUCCCAGUCGAGAACUUUGGGAUGGUCCACGAUCUGGCACUGAUGGAGCAAUAGCUCUAACCGGAGUGGACGAAGCCUAUACACUAGAAGAAUUUCAACAUUUUCUACCAAAAAUGAAAGCUGAGACGAACAUGGUUUGGUAUGACUGGAUGAGGCCCUCGCAUGCACAGCUUCACUCUGACUAUAUGCAGCCCUUGACUGAGGCCAAAGCCAGGAGCAAGAACAAGGUUCGGGGUGUUCAGCAGCUGAUACAGCGCCUCCGGCUGAUCAAAUCUCCUGCAGAAAUUGAACGAAUGCAGAUUUCUGGGAAGCUGACAUCACAGGCUUUCAUAGAAACCAUGUUUGCCAGUAAAGCCCCUGUGGAAGAAGGCUUUCUUUAUGCUAAGUUUGAAUUUGAAUGCCGGGCUCGUGGUGCAGACAUCUUAGCCUAUCCACCUGUGGUGGCUGGUGGUAAUCGGUCAAACACUUUGCACUAUGUGAAGAAUAAUCAACUCAUCAAGGAUGGGGAAAUGGUGCUUCUGGAUGGAGGUUGUGAGUCUUCCUGCUAUGUGAGUGACAUCACACGUACCUGGCCAGUCAAUGGCAGGUUCACCGCACCUCAGGCAGAACUCUAUGAAGCUGUUCUAGAGAUCCAGAGAGAUUGUUUGGCCCUCUGCUUCCCUGGGACAAGCUUGGAGAACAUCUACAGCAUGAUGCUGACCUUGAUAGGACAGAAGCUUAAAGACUUGGGAAUCAUGAAGAACAUUAAGGAAAAUAAUGUCUUCAAGGCUGCUCGAAAAUACUGCCCUCACCAUGUUGGCCACUACCUCGGGAUGGAUGUCCAUGACACUCCAGACAUGCCCCGUUCUCUCCCUCUGCAGCCUGGGAUGGUAAUCACAAUUGAGCCAGGCAUUUAUAUUCCAGAGGAUGACAGAGAUGCCCCAGAGAAGUUUCGGGGUCUUGGUGUACGAAUUGAGGAUGAUGUAGUGGUGACUCAGGACUCACCUCUCAUCCUUUCUGCAGAUUGUCCCAAAGAGAUGAAUGACAUUGAACAGAUAUGCAGCCGAGCUUCUUGACCUUCACUGCGGCCCACAUGCACCUCAGGUUCAAGAUGGGUGUGUGCUGGCAGCCCUGCACGUGUGCUUUCUGAGUGUCUCUGUGUAUGCAUUAAUAUAUGUGUUCCAUUUGGGAGCAUA
This is a messenger RNA of Piliocolobus tephrosceles (Ugandan red Colobus), 2011 nucleotides long. RefSeq names its product X-prolyl aminopeptidase 3 (gene XPNPEP3). Gene Ontology annotation, cellular component: mitochondrion. The coding region runs from base 605 to 1891 and encodes 428 amino acids. Gene Ontology annotation, biological process: proteolysis. The record is from RefSeq and is a predicted model, not a curated record. Gene Ontology annotation, molecular function: manganese ion binding; metalloaminopeptidase activity. NCBI's taxonomy places the organism in Eukaryota, Metazoa, Chordata, Mammalia, Primates, Cercopithecidae. The transcript has 11 exons.